AUGCCGGAUACCACAAGGAAUACCAAGCUGCUGCUUAGCACACCAUCCUUCACAGAGUCGCUAUCUUGGUUCCUUGAAGCCACCUUAAAUACAUUGACCAAGGCAGAGGCCAAAACCAUCUCUCAAGAGCAGGUUUUCUCCUCCGGGGCAUCUUGUUCCCUCUUGGUGCAAUACAAGAACACAGGCCCUGUGUUCGCCAUACCAACUGCAGACUGGCAAAGCAGGUAUGAGAUUAAUGGCUUUUCUGUACAACAAAGGCCUUCCUGCACGGCGGCAGAAUUCAAUAUGCAAACCCCACCACCCUGGCUUCAGACCCACCCUCCCAGCUCGGUGGACAGCAGCAGCUCGAACCCCAUAAUCCCAGACACGGGCCUGCCCCAGCUCUGCCUGGAAGACUCUCUUUUCCAGGGCCCAGGGGAUCAACUAUUCCGGGUGGGAAAUAAUACCACUAUUCCAACCAAGAAGAGCCAGGUACUCUCUACUGCCGCUGAUGGUCAGACACAAGUGGAAAUGAAAGUGUGUCAGGGUGAGAGAGAGAUGGCUGAAGACAACAAACUCCUUGGACAGUUUACUUUGAUUAGAAUUCCACCAGCCCCUCGUGGAGUUCCUCAGAUUGAAGUUACAUUUGACAUUGAUGCCAAUGGGAUCGUACAUGUUUCUGCUAAAGGUAAGGGCACAGGACGUGAGCAGUAGAUUGUAAUCUAGUCUUCUGGGGGGUUAAGCAAAGAUGAUACUGAAAAUACGGUUAAAAAUCCAGAGAAAUAUGCUGAGGAAGACCGGCAAAAGAAGAAACGAGUUGAAGCAAUUAAUAUGGCUGAAGGAAUCAUUCAUGAUACAGAAACCAAGAUGGAAGAAUUCAAGGACCAAUUGCCUGCUGAUGAGUGCAACAAGCUAAAAGAAGAGAUUUCCAAAAUGAGGGAGCUCCAGGCUAGAAAAGACAGUGGAACGGGAGAAAACAUUAGACAGGCGGCAUCCCCUCUUCAGCAGGCAUCAUUGAAGCUCUUCGAAAUGGCAUACAAAAAGAUGGCAUCUGAGCGAGAAGGCUCUGGAAGUUCUGGCACUGGGGAACAAAAGGAAGAUCAAAAGGAGGAGAAACAGUAAUAGCAGAAAU
Messenger RNA from Saimiri boliviensis boliviensis (Bolivian squirrel monkey), 1111 nucleotides. Lineage: Eukaryota; Metazoa; Chordata; Mammalia; Primates; Cebidae. The record is from RefSeq and is a predicted model, not a curated record.